CUCAAGACAAGUUUUUCUUCAUUAACUUCUUCUAUCGGAUCUCUCUUUUUCUCUCUCUCAAUCAUCAUGAUGAAACAGUAUAUGUCCAAGGUGACCGAGUUCUUUAAGGCUCCUAUGACCAACGGUAUGGCUCUUGGUACAGCGGCCGUCGCAGUUAUGGCAAGCAAGCGAGACCUAUUCAUGGAACAGUUGGCCACAAAGAAGAAGGAGUACUUCAAGGAGGAGAAGUCGGCGACGGGCUUGAAGGAGAACGUGGUGGAGGCCGAUAAGAAGGAGUCGGCGGCGGACGUGAAGGAGAACGCAGUAUAGAGGAGUAGCGUUAAUGAGUUUUAGUUUGGUCUUUUGGUUUUGAUGUUUUCUAGCUAGUUUGAUCAGUUUGUGGUUUUUUUUAAUCGUUUCUUUUAAGUUUUAACAUCGGUAGCUAUAAUGAUGUUUAGAGUCAAAACUUGAUAAUAAUAACUAAUACUUUUUCU
This is a messenger RNA of Arabidopsis thaliana (thale cress), 473 nucleotides long. RefSeq lists its product as uncharacterized. Lineage: Eukaryota; Viridiplantae; Streptophyta; Magnoliopsida; Brassicales; Brassicaceae. The coding region runs from base 67 to 309 and encodes 80 amino acids. The record is from RefSeq and is marked reviewed. The transcript has a single exon.